Messenger RNA from Symbiodinium necroappetens, 3285 nucleotides. The record is from the annotation of a GenBank genome assembly. NCBI's taxonomy places the organism in Eukaryota, Dinophyceae, Suessiales, Symbiodiniaceae.
GUGAACCUGACGAACGCCCGCGUGGUCCUGGCGGACCGGGUGAUCGAGGGCUCCGUCUCGCUGCGCGGCGGGCAGAUCGCGGCGGUCGACACCGGCGGCCUGUCCCGCGCCCCGGCGCUGGACCUGGAAGGCGACUGGCUGCUGCCCGGCCUGGUGGAGCUGCACACCGACAACCUGGAAGGCCACAUCAAACCGCGGCCCAAGGUGGUCUGGCCAGCCCUGCCGGCGCUGAUCGCCCACGACGCCGAGCUGACCGCCGCCGGCAUCACCACGGUCUUCGACUCCCUGCGCCUGGGCGACGAGGUCGACGACGACCGCUGCUUCACGACCCUGCGCGAGAGCGUCGAGGAGAUCCACCGGGCCGAGGCCGCCGGGCUGCUGCGCAGCGACCACCGCAUCCAUAUCCGCCUGGAGAUCUGCAAGCCGGGGGUGGUCGAGGACUUCGCCAGCUUCCGCGACGAGCCGCUGCUGGCCAUGUGCUCGCUGAUGGACCACACGCCGGGCCAGCGGCAGUUCGCCGACCUGCAGACCUAUCGCACCUACUACAUGGGCAAGAUGGGCUUCGGCGAGGCCGAGAUGGAGGCCUACAUCGAGGGCCGCCUGGCCGAGCACGCACGCUGGGCCGAGCCCAACCGCAAGGCGCUGGCCGAGCUGCUGCGCGAGACCGGCGUGGCGCUGGCCAGCCACGACGACGCCACGGCCGAACAUGUCGCCGAGGCGGCGGCGCUGGGCCUGACGAUCAGCGAGUUCCCGACCACCCUGGAGGCCGCCCAGGCCUGUCGCCGGCACGACCUGCGGACCAUCGCCGGUGCGCCCAACCUGGUGCGCGGCAAGUCCCAUUCCGGCAACAUCGCGGCGGGCGAACUGGCGCACGAGGGCCUGCUGGACGCCCUGGCCAGCGACUACGUGCCGGCCAGCCUGCUGCUCGGCGUCUUCCGCCUGCACGACGAGCUCGGCUGGGACCUGUCGCGCGCCGCCGCCGUGGCCAGCCGCACGCCCGCGCGCAUGGCCGGCCUCGACGACCGGGGGGAGAUCGCCGCCGGCCAGCGCGGCGACCUGAUCUGGGCGGAGAUGGCGGAGCGCUGCGCGAUCUACUUCGCCCCGCCGGCGGGCACGACGCUGGCCGCCUUCGGGCAGGCCUGGUUCGCGCGCGCCGACAACCGGACCGCCACCGCCGCGCCCCGGCACUACGGCUUCCACGCCACGCUGAAGCCGCCGUUUCGCUUCGCGCCCGACCGCAACCUUGAGGGGCUGCAGGCCGAGCUGCGCCGCUUCGCCGAGGUCCAGCCGGCGGUCGCGGUCGGCCGCCUGAAGGUCAGCGACCUCUCCGGUUUCCUGGCCCUGGUCCCGGUGGCCGCGCCGCCGGCGCUGAGCGCCCUGGCGGCUGCCUGCGUCGAGCGCUUCGACGACUUUCGCGCCGCGCCCAGCGACGGCGAGCUGGCCAAGCGGCGCGCCAAGCCGCUGACGCCGCGCCAGGAGGACCUGCUGCGCCGCUGGGGCUAUCCUUAUGUGUUCGACCAGUUCCGCUGGCACAUGACCUUGACGGGCCGACUGCCGGAGGCCGAACGCGGGCGCUGGAAACAGCGCCUCCAGGCGCUGGCGGCCCCGGCCCUGGCGGAGCCGCUGGUCAUCUCCGAGCUGGCGCUCUUCCGCCAGCCCGACACCCGCGCGCCCUUUGAAGAGAUCGACCGGGUCGCCCUGCGGGCGGCCGCCGACGCGCAGGCGGCCGGCGAGCGCGCGCGCGCAGGCUCGCCGCGCUCGAUUUCACGUCGCCUCUGUCGGAAAGGAGACCGCGGCAUGAAGGACUUCGCGGAGAUCGCCCGGGAGCUGAAGGCCGGCACCACCUCGUUGGGCGCGGCGGCGCCGGAGGUCAUGUCCGGCUUCCGCACGCUGAUGUCGGCCAGCCUGUCCGACGGGACGCUGGAUCGAAAGACGAAGGAAUUGAUCGCCUUGGCCAUCGCGAUUUCGGUACGCUGCGACGGCUGCAUCGCGCAUCACGCCAAGGCCGUGCAGGCGGCCGGCGCGACGCGCGCCGAGGUGGUCGAGACGAUCGGCGUCGCCAUGGCCAUGGGCGGCGGCCCUUCGACGGUCUACGGUGUCGAGGCGCUGGCCGCCUACGACCAGUUCAACGGCGGCGAGGCUGCCCCCACGGUGUUCGGCCGGACAUUCAAUCUCUUCGACCUUUUCGGAUUCCGCGUCCAGAUCGACGUGACCUGGCUGUUCCUGGCGCUGCUGGUGACCUGGUCGCUGGCGGUCGGCUUCUUCCCCGCGCUCUAUCCGGGGCUCGGCCAGGGCGUCUACCUCUCCAUGGCGAUCGUCGGCAUGAUCGGCCUGGCGGCCUCGCUGGUGCUGCACGAGUCGGCGCACGCCCUGGUCGCGCGCGCCUACGGCCUGCCGAUCAAGUACAUCACGCUGUUCAUCUUCGGCGGCGUGGCGCAACUCGAACGCGAGCCGCAGACGGCCAAGAGCGAGUUCCUGAUGGCGAUCGCCGGGCCGGCGAUGAGCCUGGCCCUCGCCCUGCUCUGCUACCUCGGCUGGAUCGGCGCCGACGCCGGCGGGCUGCCGGCCGGCCUGACCGGCGUGCUGCACUACCUCUUCAUCAUCAACCUGCUGCUCGGCGGUUUCAACAUGAUCCCGGCCUUUCCGCUCGACGGCGGCCGGGCGUUGCGCGCGGCGCUCUGGGGCUGGCGCGGCGACCUGCUCUGGGCGACCAAGAUCGCCGCCACCACCGGCACGCUCUUCGCCUACUUCCUGAUCGCUCUGGGCAUCCUGCGCGCGGUCUACGGCGACAUCGUCGGCGGCGUGUGGAUGUUCCUGAUCGGCCUGUUCGUGCGCGCCGCCGCCCAGGGCAGCUACACCGAGGUGAUCACACACCGCCUGCUGGACGAGGUGCCGGUGACCCGCUUCCUGCACGAGCCGGCGGUCAGCGUCCCCUCGCAGAUCAGCCUCGACGACUUCGUGCACGACUACGUCUACGACACCCACGCCGACUUCUACCCCGUGGUCGAGGGCGAGCGGCUGGUCGGCAGCAUCGCCGCCCGCCAGCUCCGCCGCGUCCCGCGCAACCGCUGGCGCAGCCAGCGUGUCGUCGACGUGAUGACGCCGCUGUCGAAGGACACGGUGGUGCCUCCGUCCGCCGACGUGGCCCAGGCGCUGACCGUCAUGCGCAAGUCCGGCCGCGACCACGUGAUGGUCGCCGAGCACGACCGCCUGCACGGGGUGGUCGCCUUCAGCGAGCUGCAGCGGUACCUCUCCUUCAAACUGGAGGUCGAGCAGGCCGGCUAG